Nelumbo nucifera (sacred lotus) is the source of this 2256-nucleotide messenger RNA. Its product is annotated as glucan endo-1,3-beta-glucosidase 13. Gene Ontology annotation, molecular function: hydrolase activity, hydrolyzing O-glycosyl compounds. NCBI's taxonomy places the organism in Eukaryota, Viridiplantae, Streptophyta, Magnoliopsida, Proteales, Nelumbonaceae. Gene Ontology annotation, biological process: carbohydrate metabolic process. The record is from RefSeq and is a predicted model, not a curated record.
AGUCCGCUUCGAAUGCUGACACCAACAGAAGCACCCGUACCAGCUCGUCAUUUCCUUCCCCCUCCUAACUCUUUUUUUCCCUCCCCUACUGACCACUCUCUCUCUUUCUCUGUCUCGCACUCGGAGCUCGAGAGAGGGAGAGAGAGUGAGUGGAACUGUGCAAGUGUAAAGAAAGGGAGAGAAGGUAUCUCCUCGGCAACGCCAAAUCCAACGUUACAGUCGGAAUUUCAGGACACAGAAAAGAAAAAGGUUGGUGAAGGGGGAGAGAGGUGUUAAAGUAAAAGGAGAAAAAGAGAAAGAAGGUGGGAAGUAAAGUUAGUGGUGGCAAGGGGGAAGAAUGGCGAGAGCAUUUGUGACUGCGACUCCUUUGCUGUUAGUGCUACUUUCUUUCUAUACAGAGCUCUGCAGGGCAAGCACAAUUGGAGUCUGCUAUGGAAGAAAUGCUGAUGAUCUUCCCACCCCUGAUAAAGUAGCCCAAUUGGUUCAUCUGCACAAUAUCAAAUAUGUAAGGAUAUACGACUCCAACAUUCAGGUUCUCAAGGCCUUUGCCAAUACUGGGGUUGAAUUAAUGAUAGGGAUUCCAAAUUCAGAUUUGCUGCCAUUCUCCCAAUUUCAAUCCAAUGCAGAUACAUGGCUUAGAAACAACAUCAUGCCCUACUAUCCUGCCACUAAGAUUACAUAUAUAACAGUUGGUGCAGAAGUCACUGAAAGCCCCACCAACAUCUCAGCCCUUGUCAUACCUGCCAUGCGAAAUGUCCACACUGCUCUGAAAAAAGCUGGUUUGCACAAGAAGAUUAAAGUCUCUAGUACUCAUUCUCUUGGAGUCUUAUCUCGAUCAUUCCCACCAUCUGCUGGCGCUUUUGACCCAAAGCAUGCCUUCUUCUUGAAACCCAUGUUGGAAUUCCUUGCAGAGAACGAGUCCCCUUUCAUGGUUGAUAUUUAUCCUUACUAUGCUUAUAGAGACUCCCCUACAAAAGUUUCUCUAGAUUAUGCUCUAUUUGAGUCAUCCUCAGAAGUUAUUGAUCCAAACACGGGCUUGCUUUAUACAAACAUGUUUGAUGCCCAGAUUGAUGCUCUCUAUUUCGCACUGAUGGCACUAAAUUUCAGAACAAUAAAAAUAAUGGUUACUGAGACUGGGUGGCCCUCCAAAGGAUCACCUAAAGAGACUGCAGCAACUCCAGAUAAUGCCCAAACCUAUAACUCAAAUCUAAUUCGCCAUGUCGUGAAUGAUACAGGAACACCAGCAAAGCCUGGGGAAGAGCUUGAUGUCUAUAUCUUUUCAUUGUUCAAUGAGAACAGGAAACCCGGCUUGGAAUCUGAGAGGAACUGGGGCUUAUUUUAUCCUGACCAGACAAGUGUAUACAGCGUGGAUUUGACUGGAAGAGGGGCUGUUGACAUUACAGAGGCCAACAUUACUAGUUCUAAUGGAACCUGGUGCAUUGCUUCAUCUACUGCUUCGGAACUUGACUUGCAAAAUGCUUUAGAUUGGACUUGUGGCCCUGGGAAUGUGGAUUGUUCAGCCAUCCAGCCUAGCCAGGCUUGUUAUCAGCCGGAUACUUUAGUCUCUCAUGCAUCCUUUGCAUUUAAUAGUUAUUACCAGCAAAAUGGAGCUACAGAUGUCGCUUGCAGCUUUGGAGGUACAGGGGUGAAAACUAACAAGAACCCAAGCUACGACAAUUGCUUGUACAUGACAUUUGGGAGUAAUACGAGCGCUGCAAGCAAUGUCACAGCAUCUCUUUCAAGUUCGCCAUCUAUAGACUUGAGUAUUUCUGCAUGGAUGACUGGUUUCCUACUUAUGAUCUCUCUCUCUCUCUUAUUCUUCUGAUUUUGUGGCGGUGUUAAAAAUUUAAAAGAAGCCUGGGAUGGGAAGAAGUUUUGGAGAAAAUAUCCUGUUACAUGCAGGGAGAUAUGUUCGAGAGGGAAGUUUGCAUUUCCAAGUUACAAGUGUUGUAGAGGAAAUCUAUAUUCCAAGUUACUUAUAUUAAUAUUAUAUUGGAAUAUUGGAUUAGGAUGUAGAUCUGUAAAUGCAUGCAUAGUCAUGUUCUAAUAUGUGCUACUGUGACUGUGACACCAUGGUUAAUUAUUGGUUGGUCAUUGGGUAUAGGUUAAAUUUUGGUGUCAUUUGAGUGUGUCUAUUCAGUGUCUAUUCUCGUCAACCCAUUUACCAUUUCCCAUCUUUAUGGUUUUCUUAAGAGUCGGAAAUUAAAAGUGUAUCAGUUAUGUUUAAGCUCUUUUUAUUUGUAGCCAUUUCUUGUU